Messenger RNA from Phaedon cochleariae (mustard beetle), 12534 nucleotides. NCBI's taxonomy places the organism in Eukaryota, Metazoa, Arthropoda, Insecta, Coleoptera, Chrysomelidae. The record is from the annotation of a GenBank genome assembly.
AUGGAAAAAAGAAAGGUCAGUUACAAGUUCUCUAGAAUACCACGAAAUCCCAUAGAGCAGCCAGUUCCCAUGGAUCUCUCAGGAGAAAUAACCAAGCUUUUCGAAACCAAGAGAAAGAAGAAAAAAAGAAUUUCAGAAUAUAUGUGUGAGUCUAUUCGGAAAACAAGAUUAAAAUCUAGCAAGUCAUUGGAGGAUGCAUCAUAUCCUAUGGUACCAUCUAAACCAAUUACAGUAAGUGAUUUCCGUAAGUUCGGGGAAAAUUAUCCCAUUUCUGAAAUGUCGCGAUUUGAAGAAAAAUGCAUCGAAUACAAAAUAGCCGGAAGAGGACUCCAGAAGCAAUAUCCUCAACUACUAGCUGAUAUGAUGAAGGAAACUAAGCAAGAGUACGUCAAACUAAUGCACUGUACAGCUAUGAACCUCAGGAUCAGAUCUUGCUACCCUGAAGUCCUCUUCACCAUAGAGCCUUACAAGUUCAUAGGCAAAACCGACCGUUAUGAUGAUUUCUUGCGAACCAGAAAAAGUUUACAAAAUAAAUGGAUACUACACUACCCUGUACUACGGAAAAUUCAUAAGGAGUGUGUGGUCAACCUUCCAUACGAACUUUUUCAGAUCAGUUUCACCAAAGUCAAUAGUCUCUCUGAGCUAGAGUACCUUUUCAAAGACAAAUCACAAAGAGCAUCGCAAUUCAUCUACGAAUUCUACCUGAAUAUAAUCUCGAUAGUAGAUAAAGAAGAAACCAAACAUAAAGAUAAAUAUCCCUCCAGAAGCUACCUAGCGGCUAGUACAGGCUUACUAUCCCUACAUAUCAGUAGAAGCAUAGCUCAUACCCUCCUGAAAAUAGUAAGAGUAACAUCUGCUGAUGAUACAAAGCCAUAUCUCAAGCUGGAAGUAUUUUUUGAGAAGCAGUUGCUGCUAUCUCCUGAUGCCAGUGAAGUAAUAGAAGCAUACCAUAAUUUCAUGGACAGAAUUAUUGAUAUUGGCAAAGAAGUCUAUGUACUAGAAAGGAAUAAAAUACGGGGAUAUGAGAACAAGUUUAUCAAUCUUUGCCUAACAGACGAUUUCAUAUCACAAUGUAAAGACAAAAUCAAGCGAAAUAUCAACAAACACUAUGAACCAGUACUGGCCUACAUAGAAGAUUUGAACUCUAAAUUCUUAGUUAUAUAUGCAGACAUUGACUCCCAGUUGUUUUACGACUCAAUAGCAGACAUCCGAUUCGAAGCUGGUUGCACUAAGAUCAAUUACUACAGAAACUAUCUGCAUAAAGUAAUGUUCAUACCAGAUCAUGAGUUUGUCCGUAUAGGCAAAAUGUUCCUGGAUAGCUAUAGGGAAACAUUACACAAAGGUUUGGGCAAGAACAUCAGCAGCAUCUUCCAAAUUCUGUGUGAUCAACACUACCGGGAGGUUAGUGAUCUUUGUAAGACUUUCAGCACAAUCCAAGAAAGAGCUACUGAUACCCCAAGGACUACCGAGGAACUUAUAGAAACUGGAAAAUUCAUGACUUGGAUCAAGAACGAGAAUCUUCCAGAACUCAAUGCCAGGGUUCACAAUUCUUUGUUGUCACUUUGUCAGAUCAUCGACCUGGGUAUCCUGACUGAGGAUCACAUGAGGCUUAAUGCUAGAGCUAUCAAAUGGUUGGAUGAUAUUCUUCCAAUUUUGGAGAAUCACUCUUCCACUUUCGAGGGACUGAAAUUUGAUGCGGAGGAGAAGCUACAAAAAGUUGUGGAAGAUGUUAAUGAUAUGAUCAAAGAUGUGUAUCCGGUGCUCGUAGUUUUGGACGAGAUGGACGACAUAGGUAGAACAAGGGUAUAUCUGAAUGAGAUUUCUCUUCAUAUGAUCAAGAUCAAGGAGAUUGAGGCACAAAUUGCGUGGAUAAAUAAAGAGGAGUACGAAGACCUGAAGAACCACGUGCACCCCUUCUACCAUCUCAUGAAACUUUGUCUGGACGUCCAAAGGAACGUCUCCGUAUGGCAAGACGGUCCCUUCGAGAUGCUGAACUACGAAUCCACGAGAACCACCGUCGAUAAAUACCACGAAGAACUCACGGAACUUCACAAAGUAUACAGGAAAAAGCUGCGCCAGGCACAAGACGAAAACAUCCCCCUAAGAUUCAAAGGCACUGUAGACGACCCAGAUAUCCUGAACUGGCCUGCUCCGCUGAAGCUAUGCGGCACCGCUCUGAAGCUCAUGGAAGACUUCAAACCGGCAGUCGACGUCAUGAAGAUAAUCUGUAAUCCGAACUUGAAGAAGCGACACUGGAUGGCCAUUUCUGAAAUCGCCAAAGAGGAUGUGACCCCAAAUGCCGGUACCACAUUGAGAAAAAUAAUGAAGAUCGAUUUUCAAUCCAGUCUCAGAGAGUACGAGAUAAUCAGUACCGGUGCUAGUAAAGAAAAACAACUGAUAGAUCACCUCGAGGAAAUCGAAGACCAGUGGAAACGUAUUCAAUUCACUGUGAUCGAUGAACCAAAAACUGGAGAAAUUAAAAUUUUGUCACACCUGGAAGACAUAGAUGACAUUGUGAAUGAUCAUACCAUAAAAUUAGCAACCAUGAGGAGUUCGGUAUUCGUGAAACCGCAUGAAAAAGAAGUCAUGAGGUUCUAUACCAAGAUACUAAAUAUCAAAUCCACUAUCGAAGCUUGGGGUAAGGUGCAGAAGGAUAUAUUGAAGCUACUACCAAUAUUCCGAAAUGAACGUAUGACGAUCAUAGCCCCAAAAGAAACAGCAUUGUUCUCGCAGACAUCCAAGGUAUAUGGAUAUUUUAUAGGAAUGAUUAGCCACGAUUCAAGAAUAAUGAAAAUCGUUGAAACAACAGAUAUAACAAAAGCAAUUGAAGCCUGUUCAAGCGACCUGGAAGUAAUCGACAAAGGCAUUAUCUCUUACUUGAAUCUUACAAGGCUAUCAUUUCCGAGACUGUAUUUCCUAUCAAACGUAGAACUAUUGGAAGUUGUGUCGGAUCCAAAGCAUGCUUUGAAGUCAGGAAAGUUUUUAAUUAAAUUAUUCCCUGGGAUUCACAGUCUGAAUACAAACAAUACUUAUAUCCUUGGAAUUUCUAACUCGCAAUCAGAAAAACUAGAAUUUGCGUGCCCCAUUAGCAAACUGAAAGAUAACAAAGUGGAAACGCUGUGUUCUCAACUAGAAGAACAAAUGAGGGCGAGUCUCAAGUCCCAGAUGGGCAAUUGUUUCAAAACAUUCAAAAGGACUGACCUGAAAAACAAACUUCCGCUUUAUUGCGAGCAAAUACUACGAGUCGUAUCACAAAUAUUUUGGACUGAUAAUAUGGAAGGUGCUCUGAGUCUCACUCAUAAUAUAAAACUCAGAAUCUACUACCAACAGUUGAUGAACAAUAUGGAUGACAAAAUAAAAAUGCUCACUGAUGAUUUAACCAACAGUGAGAGAAAAAAACUCAGAAGCCUAAUAGUAGAUGACAUAAAUAACAAGGCUCUGCUAAAAAACAUUCUAGAUUCGAAUAACAUCGAUCCAACUAAUUUUGAAUGGAAAUCACAUUUCAAAUAUCAUUACAGAAAUUCAAGUUGUCACAUUCACAUAUUGAAUUCUUCCUUACAGUACUUGUUUGAAUAUUUUGGGAACUCUUUCCACCACAUAGCAACACCUCUCACCGACAGAUGUACCAGGAUCCUUAUCAAUGCCUUUUCCAUGCACUACAAUGGUUUGUUGAAAGGUUAUAGUGGAACGGGUAAAUCUCAAACCAUCAAGUGGUUAGUAAGAUCAUUUGGAGGAUUGCUCAUAGUGUUCCAUUGCUCGAAAAACUUGACUUACUCCACAAUUACUAGACUAAUCCUUGGUAGCUUGAUGUGUGGUUCUUGGUUAUGCCUGGACAAUUUUGGUGCCAUUCCACAGGGUGUGCUCUCAGCAAUCAGUCAGGAUUUAUCUAUCAUCCAUAUUGCGAAGAUACGGAAUUUGAAAAGUUGCAAUAUUGGAGGAACUCUCACAGAUCUGAGCCCCACUAGCUUCCUCUGUGCUUGUCUCGAAUCAGAGAGCUAUAAAAGAGAACUGCCCCUCAAUCUCAAAGUAUCAUUCAGGACUAUGACUAAGCUAUCACCGGAACUAGAUAAAAUUGCUGAGGCAUUAUUACUGAGCCAGGGAUUUCAGUCAGCCAUUUCUCUAUCCAGAAGAACCUGCCACGUGCUUAGAUUCAUCGAAGAUAUGAUGCCUUGCUACAAUUUUGGCCUGAACACGCUCACCCAAAUCCUAAAUAAAUGUGACACCUUAAAAAAAGAUGGUGAAGAAAUGGAUGAGGCAUUCACAGUUGCAAAUUGCCUGAAAGAAGUGAUUUUUCCUCAAAUUAAAAUCCAGCAUGAGAAACUCUUCAUCAGUAUCCUCACUGACGUAUUCCCAGAAUUUAACAUAGAGCAAAAAUCGAAAUAUGACUUGGAAAUAAUGGUUAACACAUUACUUAUUGAAAUGAAUGUGCAACCUGAUGAGAAUCUCAUCAAGAAUGUUUUGCAAACAUACGAAAACAUCUGUAGAAGAUCUUGUAUUGUUCUAGUUGGAGAAGCAUUUUCAGGAAAAACAAUAUCUUUGCGGGUAUGUAAGAAAAUUGUUGAAUCCGUAUCGCAACAAACGGUGACACAUCAUAUCAUCAAUCCGAAUUGCUUUGAUUACAAGACUUUUUAUGGAGAAAUAGACAAAUGUACGCAAAAAUGGAGAGACGGCGUUUUCACACAAUUGAUCAGAGACAUUGCGAGCUUAGAACCAUCUGGAAGAACAUGGAUCACUUUGGAUGGAACCAUAAAUCCCACCGAACUUGAGAACAUUAGCCCAAUGCUAAAUGAGGACAACACUUUUUAUUCGGAUUCUGGUGAGAGUUUGAUGCUUGAAGGGUACACUACAACAUUUUUCGAAGUUGAAAACCUGAAUUCUAGUUCUCCUUCAAUUAUAGCACAUUGUGUAGUGAUCUAUUUCCAUGGAUCUACGAAGAUUUGGAAACAUUUGGUCGAAAGCUGGAUAGCUAACUGCAGCUCAGAAUGGAUUAGAGAUUUUCGAAACCAAAUUUUCGACUUAUUCUGUUGGAUCAUACCACCAAGUCUCGAAUUCAUAAGAAUCCAUUGCCAUCAACUGUGUACUUCAACUGAACCGAGUUUGGUAAAUAAUAUGUUGCUACUAACACAAUUCAUAUUGGAUGAAGUGUUUUCAAAUUUGAACAAGAGAGAAGAAGAUGCCAAGAAUUUUCCUACUUGGAUUCAAUCGACAGUUAUACAAGCUGUGGUACUUGGUUUAGGGAGCAUUUUAGAUGCCACAUCUAGGACUAAAUUCGACGAAUUUUUCAAAACGUUAUGGAAAGGAGUCAAUACAGAACAUCCACAUCCAGAAACUUUAGAUAAACUUGAAGUAGCUUUACCUCAAGAAAGUUCACUUUUCGAAUAUCAAUACCUCUAUAGGCAAAGAGGAAAUUGGAAAUUGUAUCAAGACAUUUUAAAAACGGAGAAAAUAGUGGAGAGUCCUUAUAUGAAUGAUUUCCUAGUACCAACAGCUGAUUCACUUAGAACUGCAAUGAUUUUGAAUAUGUUUAUAAAAAAUCAGAAACCCUGCAUAUUGAUAGGUCCAACAGGUACUGGAAAAACUAUCCUUAUCGAACAUAUUUUGAUCAAUACACUGAACAAAAAUCGAUUCGACAUAGCUCAUAUAAACUUCAACCUUGAUCUGGAAUCGAAAACCACUCAGAAGUUUGUUCUUGGUAAACUCAACAAGAGGAAAAACAAUGUGUACAUUCCUCCUACUGGACAAAAUUUCCUCUUAUUCAUAGAUAACUUGAACCAAGUAUCUACUAACGAAUUUGGCGUUUCUAGCAGCACAGAACUUUUACGCCAAUAUUUGGACCACAAGGUAUGGUACGAUUUCAAUUCUGCGAACAGGGUGUACCUAGAAAGCAUCAACAUAGUAUCUGCUAUGGGACUUUUAGGCGGUUGUAACAAGAAAUUGUCGCCCAGAUUCUUGAGGCACUUUGGAAUAUUUGCAAUAAAUGAAUUCACCGAAGAAACGAUCACUAGAAUAUAUUCUAAUAGUCUGUUGCACAUAUGGAAAAAAUCUGGCUUCCCAGGAGAUAUUGCUACAAUUACCAACCAAUUAGCACAAGCUACUCAUAACAUUUAUAAACAAAUACGCAAGUUCUGUAGGCCAACAGUUAGUAGAUGUCACUACUUAUUCAGCCUGAGUAGUAUUUCUAAGAUCACACAAGGUUGCGCUAUGCUGAGGAAGGAGACUUAUGAUGCUAAUAAAAAAAUAUUCCUGAAACUGUGGGUACAUGAAACCUUGAGAGUUUUUGGAGAUCGACUAAAUACUUUAGAUAGUAACUGGUUGUUACAAAAAAUCAAGGAAGGUAUAGUUGGUGAUUUUAAUGAAUCCUUUGAGGACCACUUUGAAAACAAUGGUUGCCCUCUAAAUAAAAUAGUAUUCAGUACCAUAAAUGAUAAAAAUAAUAGUAACAGCAAAAAAUAUGACGAAAACAUAGAUCAUACAUAUUUAUUAGAUUACUUCACUGCCGCUCUCACUGACUAUAAUGAGAAACAUGAGUUCAAACUAGAGAUUGUGAUUUUCCAGAAUGCAUUGGAAAAACUAUUGAAACUUAGCAGGAUACUCUCCUUCUGCCCAGGCAAUGCUCUGAUGAUCGGUCCAUGUGCUUCCGGAAAGCAAAGUCUCACAAAGCUGGCCUGUUUCAUUCAUAAACAAAAGCUUCACCAACCUAUCAUCACUCAAAAAUAUUCUCUCCAAGACUGGAAUGCCGAUGUCAAAACAGUUCUCAAAGAAGUAGGUGCACUGGAGAAUAAAUGCGUAUUUCUGGUAACAGAAGAACAAUUGAUCAGCGACACGUUCCUGCAGAAUAUAGAAAGCUUACUCUUGAAUGGCGAGAUUCCUGGAUUAUACACUGUGGAAGACAAACAACAAAUUCUACAGCUAGCACGAUUGUCAGCUCAAGGUGGAAACAAAAAUUUGGAGAUCAGUUCCUCAUCGGUCUUCCUUCAUUUCAACAAGAAAUGCAAAGAAAAUCUCCACUUGAUACUCUCUCUUUCUGCCACCAGUGAUAAGCUGAGGUACAGGCUCAGAAACUAUCCGGGUAUAUUCAACUGUCACGUGAUAUGCUGGGACGAUUGGUCGAAUGAAUCUUUACAAGAUGUUGCGAAAGUAUGGGUGUCAAGUCUCGAGUUGAAAACGCAAGACGAAGAAAAGGUGAUAGACAUACUUGUAUAUUUCCACAGGGAGUCACAAAACAUUGCAAAACAACUGCUAUCGACAACUAAAUUUCCUGUUCAUGUUACUGCCACUGCAUUCAUCCAUCUGUUGAAAUUGUUCAUAGAACAGGUUAGACGGAAGCGGAAUAAAAUAGAUGAGAAGAAGAAACUUUACCUCCAAGGGUUAGGCAAACUUUCCUAUGCUGCGGAUCAAAUAUCUAGCAUGCAAAAAGCAUUAGCAGAAUAUCAGCCACAGCUAGCUGAGAUGACGCAGAAGGCUGUACAGAUGACAGAACAGAUAGCCCUCGAAACGAUAGAAGUUGAAAAAGCCUCUGCCUUAGUCAGGAAAGAUGAAGAGAUUGCGAGCGAACAAGCCUCGGUGGCGCAGAUUCUCAAAUCAGAAUGCGAGGCGGAGCUAGCACAAGCUAUACCCAUCCUUGAAGACGCCAUAUCAGCUCUGAAUACCUUGAAACCUUCGGAUAUAACUCUAGUCAAGUCUAUGAAGAAUCCACCGGAUGCUAUCAAGUUAGUAAUGGCAGCUGUUUGUGUUAUCAAAGACGUGAAACCUGAUCGGAUACCCGAUCCCAGCACUGGAAGAAAGACGAUAGACUAUUGGGGACCGAGCAAAAGAAUCCUGGGCGACAUGAAUUUCUUGCAAACGCUCAAAGACUUCGAUAAGGAUAAUAUCAAACCUGAAAUCAUGGUCAAGAUUAGGAAGGAAUAUUUACCGCACAAGGAUUUCAAACCACACGUCGUAGCAAAAGCUUCCAGUGCUGCUGAAGGUCUCUGCAAAUGGAUAAUAGCCAUGGAUCUAUACGAUAAAGUUGCUAAGGAAGUAGCUCCAAAAAAGGAGAAAUUGGAAAACUCCGAGAGAGAGUAUGCUGCCACUAUGGCUAUACUGAAUCAGAAGAAAGAAGAGGUCAAGAGAAUCGAGGAGAAAUUAGCUGGUCUCAAGGAACUUUUAGAUGAUGCCACUAGAAAACAGUGGAAGCUGCAAAGGGAAGUAGAUAUUUGCAAUAAGAAGCUAGGGAGUGCUCAAAAACUGAUAGGCAGUCUUGGAGGAGAAAAACUCAGAUGGACAGAAGCUGUGGAAAGCCUAGGGCUGCAAGAAAAACUGUUGUGUGGCAAUGUUCUAGUCUCCAGUGCCAUCGUGGCAUAUUUGGGACCUUUCGGGGGCACUUUGAGGCAUACCAUAAUUGAAAAAUGGCAUCAGUUUAUCAAUGAACUGCUUCCUUGCUGUGAAGAAUUCGAUAUAAUCGAGUCUUUCUCAUCCCAGUACAAAAGUGAGCUAUGGCUGAAAAAAGGCUUACCCAACGAUGAAUUAUUUUUACAAAAUGGAGUCAUUCAUGAUUGUUCCAGGUUGUUUUGUGUCUUAGUCGACCCUGAAUACCAAGCUGAUGAAUGGAUCAAGAAAAUUGAACGUAGGAAUGAUUUAACCAUAAUGAAGUUAACCCAUGAUGAUUAUUUAGAGAAACUGAAAUAUUGCAUCGAAGUAGGAAAACCGAUUUCAAUACAUAAAAUCAAAAGCGUCCUUCCAACUUGUCUGUAUCAAUUCCUAGCAAAUUAUAUUCAUGUCAACAAUAAUGAUCCCAUGACAAUGUUGAAUGGUAUUCAUAUCAAAAUGAGCCCAAAAUUCAGACUAUACAUGGUGAGCAAUAUAGCAGAUCCAGAAUUUUCACCAGAACUGCAAAGCAAAGUGACAAUAAUCAACUUUGGCAUCACCGAUACUGCUCUGAGUGAUUGUCUUUUGCAAAUUGUAACCGAAAUUGAGAAGCCAGAACUGAAGAAAUUGAGGAAAGAAUUGUACUCUAAGAGAGGUAAGAACAGAGUAGAAUUAGCAGAACUGGAGAACAAAAUCCUGAAAACACUAUGUGAAUCUGAAGCUGACAUUUUAGAAGACGAAAAUUCCAUCAAAAUUCUGGAUCAGUCCAAAGAUCUGGUAAUGAUAGUAAGAGAAAAACAGAAGGAGUCCGAAGAAAUGGAAGAAUUUAUCAACAACUUCAGAAAUCAGUACACCUGUAUACCAAGUUAUGUAGCGAAUUUAUAUUUCUCUAUAGCUAAACUGAGGGAUUUCAAUCAUAUUUACCAGUUCUCGUUGAAAUGGUUCAUGGAAUUGUAUCACAGAUCAAUCCUUCUUUCAGCAAAAUCGAAAAAGAUACUGACAAGAUGUGAGAACAUAUCAAAAACAUUUACAUAUCAUCUGUACAAAAACAUCAGUAACUGUCUGUACGAAAGAGAUAAAUUGACUUUCUUAUUUUGGUUCGCUAUCAGCAUAACCCAGUUCAAAAACUCUAUCAGCUACGAUGAAAUCAACAUGCUACUGAGGGAUGAUUUUUCGAUUGAAAUUAUGACUACUGAGGAAAAAUUGAAUCAACUGAGGAACUUGACUGGAUUCCUAGACCUAAUAGAUAAUUUCGACUUGAACUUGUGGAAAAACUAUAUAGAAUCACCAGGUUUUGAUAAUAUACCACCUCCAUGGCAUACCACUUUAACAAAGUUUCACCAACUCCUCAUCACGAAAUUUUUCAAACCUCAUUGUUUACUGAACCGCAUGAAACAUUUCAUAUCUACAGAACUUGGGGAAGAAUUCAUGAAGCCCCAAUAUUAUGAUAUAUCUGAUACUUACAACGAAUCUUAUAGUUUGUCACCGAUACUAUUUAUCAUGAGCAAAGAAAUCAACCCUCUAGAUAAAAUUCAGUCGUUAGCAAAAAAGAAAAAAGUUCUUCAUACCUUACAAAUACUCUCCUUUGGUCCUGAAAAUAUUUCGGAAGCUUGCGAAAUGAUAGACCACGCUCAGAACUGUGGAUAUUGGAUAUGCCUUCAAAACUGUCAUGUUGUUCCACACUGGUUCGAAAUUCUGGAGAAAAAGCUUGUGGAAUGGAACUUCGAAAACACCCAUGAGAAUUUCAGGCUUUGGCUAAUAUCUGAAGCUACAGAAGCAAUGCCAAUUGAGCUACUUCAAAACAGCAUCAAAGUUGUGUUGGACUAUCCUAGUGAUUUCAAGGAGAACUUGAUGACAGUUUACAAAAACGAUCCUAUUUCUGAGCCUGACUUCCUUGGCAGCUGUGCCGGGAAACAUCCGGUUUUCUCUAGGCUACUGUAUGGCCUUAUUUCCUUUCAUUGCGCGCUGCGAAAAAGAAAUAGCUUUGGUGUUUUUGGUUGGAAAUCGCCAUUUUCUUUUACUGAUCAGGAACUUCUCAUCUCCAUCCACCAGCUCCAAGAUGUUUUGAAUGAAGGAUCUUUCACGAAUGGGAGCAUGCAAAAAUUGGAAUAUAUCAUAGGAAGAUGUCACUAUGGAUCAAAUAUCGAUGAUCCGAUCGAUUUUAGUUGCAUAAUGGUACUUUUGGAACAAUUUCUGAAUUUAGAUGUAGCCAAGAAAGCUGACUACAAAUUCAACAAUUUAGUACGGUAUGGUUUACCAAAAAAAUCUGACUACAAAGAUUACAUCAACUUCAUUUCCAUGUUACCUGGACAAGACGAGCCUGAAAUAUUUGGGAUCUCUGAAAUAACAAACGAUUUUGCUAGUGCUCAAAGAUCCAAGGACAUACUAAGUACUAUACUCAACUUUCAUUCAGUUCAAGAGAAAAAGACAGUCGAGAGUAACGAAUUUUCUCUCAUUUUUUCGAUUGAAGACAUUCUUAAAGAUCUACCAACCUCGUUAGAAAACAAACGAAUUAAGUGCUUCGUUCUUUGUGAAGAAAUAUCAUUGUAUAAUAUAUUACUAAAGAGGAUGAUUGAUACUUUGCACCAUCUUAAACAAUCUGUAGGUGGUACUGUUCUGAUAUCUUCGGAAUACGAAGAAAUGGCUGAAGAUAUAAUACAUAGUAGAGUGCCAAGACUUUGGAAACAAUAUACAUUUCCCAAUAACAAUAGACUCUCAAGUUUCGUUAAAAACCUCAACGAUAGAAUACAAUUCUUUAGGAAUCUCAAAGAAAAUGGUCGACAUUUUUGGUUGGCAGCUUUCUUCAGACCAAAAGCUUUGCUCACUCAAACCAGACUGAAUUUUUUGUCCAAGUCCAAUACAACUCUUGGAACUAGUAGUCUCGAAUAUGUGGUCCCAAGACAUGAAGCGCUAAUAGAGAAUGAUGAGAAGCUUUGGUCGAACGAUCCUUCGAUCCGAGUCGUAUGUUUGGACGAUCUGAAACUUCGGAUUCAAAGGUUCGCACCUCAAUUCAGAGGCUCCUCGCAACAGGAUGCACAAGAAUUUCUUUGUUACCUGCUGGAGGGGCUGCACGAGGACGUCAACAUGGCCGUAGAUGAACCGAACCCGAACCCAAAGCCAGUACUUAUGGAAAUCGACAAAUCAUUCAGUUUUAAUGUCGACGCAAUGGAUUCGUGGUCGAGAUUCUUGAUAAUGAAUAAAUCUAAGUUCGUCGAUAAUUUUGUCGGGCAGUUGAAGUCUACUUUGAGAUGCACCUUCUGUGGAUAUUGUUCGGAGACAUUCGACCCAUUUUGGGAGUUGUCUUUACCGAUACCACAGCGAUCAGGCCAACUCAGCUUGUCACACUGCUUGGACUCGUUUACGAGUGUUGAGAUUUUAGACGGCGAGGAGAAACCAACUUGCUCGAUGUGUAGAGAGAAAAGAAAAUGUUUGAAGUCAUUAUUCAUCAACAAGUUCCCAAAAAUUUUAGUUAUACAUCUGAAACGUUUCUCGCAGACUGUAGAGUUCAGUGACAAACUUAACACAUUUGUCGACUUCCCCUUGAUCGGCUUGGACAUGAGCCCCUAUGCAGCUGAAGAUAUCGUACCAUGUCCUUACAAUCUGUACGCUAUCUCAAACCACAGCGGUACUACCUACAGCGGACACUACACAGCCUACUGCAGACAUCUAUAUACGAAAAUUUGGCACGAAUACAAUGAUUCCCUGGUUUCUUCAAUUUCGUCGAACUCUCUCGUAAGUGGGGAUGCUUAUAUUCUUUUUUGCCAACAAGAGGCUCACUACAAAUUCGAACAACGUGAUGUUGACUCUGUGAAGAGCUACUGCUCCGUAUCUGAUCCCGAUAGCACCCUUCGUACAGUCCACUAUUCCGCUGAUAACCACGACAUGUUCAACACAGUCGUGGAGAAGCAUGAAACUCCAGUUUACCUAGCUCCAGCUGCACACUCUGAGCCAGUAGAUAUUGUAUACUCUGGUCCAGUACUGAAUGUCAGCAGGCGAAGGAAAAACAGCCUGACAAGACCAAGGUUCCUGAAGAUGACUGAAGAAACACCAAGUGCUCCCAGAUACAAGAGGGAUUCAGGAUUUAUUGGCAACAAGUAUUUAUACAACUUCCACAGUGAAGGUUUGACAACAUAUCUCAAGCUGGCUGAAGAAAGACUCAAGAGCUCCCAGAUAUAUGGAGGAUUCUGA